Molecule: messenger RNA, 441 nt
Organism: Lathyrus sativus (Indian pea)
Lineage: Eukaryota; Viridiplantae; Streptophyta; Magnoliopsida; Fabales; Fabaceae
Source: the annotation of a GenBank genome assembly
AUGUCAGUUAAGUUGUUGAUGCAGGAUUUCAAAGAGCUAUCCUCCUCAACAGGGUUGAAUGUCAAUCCCAAUAAGUGCAAGGUGUAUUUUGGGAAUGUUGAGGACAACACCAAGCAGAGCAUAAAGUUCUUGACUGGCUUUUCUGAAGGGCUCUUACCAUUCAUAUACCUUGGUAUCUCUCUAACUAGUAAGAGACUAUCAAAGGGACAUUAUCUAAUUCUGGUUGAGAAGAUUACUAGCAGGAUCAAGCAUUGGAGUGCUAAACUCUUGAGCUUUGCUGGCAGGAUGCAACUCGUUAAUAGUGUCUUAUUUGCCACUGUUAAUUAUUGGCUCAAAUGUUUUCCUACCCCCAAGAUUGUCAUCAAGAAAGUGGAAGUUGGUUGUAGGUCUUUCCUUUGGUCUAACAAUGACAAAAUUACCAAGAAGUCCCCCAUUUCCUAG